CAAAGGAUGUAAAGAAUGGAGACCCUCCGACGGAUUGAAAACCUAAACAAUUACAAGAUGUUUCUGAACUUCGCAACAACUAGCUUCAUCGCGACCCUUCUUUCCUUCGCCGCCUCUGUCACGGCCCAUCCCACUGCCAAUCUCAUCCGAGAGCUAAGGGACACCCCUGGAUUGACCUAUUAUGGUCUUGUUACCUCGAGCUUUGUCAUUCCGGAAUUUGGCCCGACCAAUUUGACCGCGGAUAGCGUCCAGUACUUGAAUGCAGUAGUUCGCCUUCAGUGCGGUGUUCAUGUUCGUAUCUCCGCAUUUGUCGGUUUCUCAAUUAGUCCCAAUGGGACUGAAGUCUUUGCACUGGGACCCAUUCCCCCGGCAGUAUCCUUCAUUGCCGGGGAUAUGGCUAGGAUAACUGUAGAAUUGUUGCAGAUCGGAUACAACGCAACUGUUGAGAAUUUAACCAGUGGCCGCGCGACGAGCGGAUACAUCCCCCCAGUUAACAAUCUCGACUGUGUCGUGGCAUCAUGGGGUAUCGAGGGACCCCGCUCUCAGUCUUUUGUGGGCAGUAUCAAAUUCUUCAACACGUUCGCUGUUCACGCAGAGAGGGGGGGGAGAAGUGGUCUAGGGGAAGCGUUCAUUCAAAACAUCGUUGCACCUAACGGGACAACCCUUACUUCCACUAACAUCACCUCUUCCACUAGCAUGACCAUCUCAUAUCUCUGAGGCUAAUUAUUCUGUUUGACUGAUGGACUCUAUUGUUGGCUUGUCUGACACUGAUGUUCCACGAACGGAGCUUGUUAAAACUUCGUUCCCCUCAGUUCCCAUUCACGAGUCUGAGGAUUAGUAUCCUUCUUGUUUGUUAUGUUACUCGACAAGUCGUUACACUCAUCAUGUUUCCAUUCUAAAUAAAGUACGCAUCUGUACAAGUGAACGAGUUACAAUCCCAGUUUUUC
Cantharellus anzutake is the source of this 947-nucleotide messenger RNA. RefSeq lists its product as uncharacterized. The coding region runs from base 58 to 717 and encodes 219 amino acids. The transcript is spliced from 3 exons. Gene Ontology annotation, molecular function: glutamic-type endopeptidase activity. Lineage: Eukaryota; Fungi; Basidiomycota; Agaricomycetes; Cantharellales; Hydnaceae. Gene Ontology annotation, biological process: proteolysis. The record is from RefSeq and is a predicted model, not a curated record.